GAAUUCAACAAGCAGUCUAUGUUGGCAGGUUACUCAAAAUUUCUCUAUGAUUUUGAUGUUGUGUAAAUGAUAAAAAUAUAUUUUUCAAUUAUUUACAAUAACGUAGCUUUAAGUAUAGUAUAAGUUCAAGUGAAGAACCGGAACCAUGGCCCCGCAAAAAGGAAAAGCUCCCACCAAAGGAGCUAAACAAAUUCUGAUGGAGAACUCGGGGACUCUUAAUUUUUACCGCAAUAUGUCACUGGUAGCUAUUGCAGCUUAUGGAUUAGUCACUACUUGUCUUUAUUUAGAUGACCUUACUACAGGAGUUAUCGUCAUGAAUAUACUGGUAUUGUUGAUCUAUGGUGGUUGUUACCAAAUGAUGAAAUAUAUUAGCCGGCCAACAUACACUGACAACAGUCAGCUCCUGGAUCCAGGUCUUGAUUUGAACAUGGAAGGUGGGAUGGGCGAGCAUGUCAAAGAUAUAGUGAUACUCUCGUCAUUGACUCAUGUUCUCACCAUUUUGUCCAACUACUUUUGGUUCCUGUUGCUGCUCGUACCGCUGAGGGCAUUCUGGCUGCUUUGGAAGAAUGUUCUUGGACCAUGGUUCUUCCAAGAAGCUCCUCAGGACACUGAACAAGAUGAAAAGAAAAAGAAAAAGAUGGAGAGGAAAAUGAAAAGGUAUCAACAGUAGCACCGCCUAAAUGCUUCUGCACAUGACGCCACCAUCACGCUGAUACCUUGUUACUUGUUCACUAAGGGUUAAAAAUGUUUAAUACUUAA
This is a messenger RNA of Spodoptera exigua (beet armyworm), 759 nucleotides long. NCBI's taxonomy places the organism in Eukaryota, Metazoa, Arthropoda, Insecta, Lepidoptera, Noctuidae. The record is from the annotation of a GenBank genome assembly.